This is a messenger RNA of Heterobasidion irregulare TC 32-1, 1706 nucleotides long. RefSeq names its product O-methyltransferase putative (gene omt1). The record is from RefSeq and is a predicted model, not a curated record. NCBI's taxonomy places the organism in Eukaryota, Fungi, Basidiomycota, Agaricomycetes, Russulales, Bondarzewiaceae. Gene Ontology annotation, molecular function: O-methyltransferase activity. The transcript is spliced from 9 exons. Bases 19 to 1572 code for a protein of 517 amino acids.
CACCCGCCUUUACGAGAGAUGCCCGCACUCCAGACAGUCCGCUUGCAGGAGCUGGACGCCCUCCAGCAGACGAUGAAUGUCGCGCUCGACGCCAUUAGAGACGAGCUGAAGAACGGUCGGCUGCCGGAGUUGUCGAAUUUCGCCUCUGAACGGCAUCCCCUGGAUGACCCUACCUUCGUGUGCCCGCCCCGAUUAUACGAAGCGCGGAAGCUUGCUCUGGCAACCAUCGGCCAGCUGAAGAACCUUAUACAGAGGCCGUACGAGAAAGUCGUAGAGCAAUCCUGUGCCGUUUACGACACGGCAUGCCUGGAUAUCCUUGUCAAGACCGGGAUCUUCGACAAACUCGCAGCUGCGCCUGUACUAACUGCCGGCCUCCAUGUGCGGGAAAUGCAGAGGGAGUUCGAUCUGGACGCCGUGAAACUCGCACCUGUGCUGCGAUACCUGGCGACCCAGGGGUGGCUGAACGAGCCGAAGGAGGGAUUGUUCGUGCUCACACGCCCUGCGCUGGAGCUGAGGAAGGGAAGCAACGGUCGAAAAUGGAUCAUGACACCCGGCAAACCGAAAGUCGCCACUUCCUUGCUCCCACAGAUCACGCAUCCGGAGUGGAAAUACUCACGCCAGCCCGACCAAACGGCAUUCCAGCUCGGAAACGAUACGUCGCUGACGCUAUUUGAGUGGAUGAAGCAGCGCCCCGACGAGUUGACCCAGUGGGCCAGCUCCGUGCAGUCACUCGGCGACGCGUACCACGCCGCGAUUAUGAACGACUUCCCUUGGCGCAAGUUCGAUUCCAGGCCGUUCGUCGACUGCGGGGGCGGCCAGGGCAACCUGUCAAUCUCGCUCUCUGAAAUCCUGCCAAACAGCACUUUUGUUGUGCAGGACUUGCCCGAGGUGAUGCCCAUCGCGAAGGCCAAUAUCGAGAGGCGCGCGCCAGAGGCUGCCAAAAUCGGGCGGAUCUCGAACGAGCCGCACAACUUCUUCGACUUGCAGCCGAGAUACGGAGAAGGCUAUGUCUACCUGCUGCGCUACAUCCUUCAUGACUGGCCAGAUCACGCCUGCGUCAAAAUUCUGAACAAUAUAUCGCGAGUCGCGCCACCGAGCUCGAAGCUGGUCAUCAUCGAGGUCAUCUCGUCGCCCUGCACGACCCUGAGCACGUCGACGCCACCCGACAGGGCGGUGACGCUUGACAACUUGCGCGGCGUGAAGGAGCACCGCGCGGUAACGCCGCCCGCGUUCAUUCCUGCCAACUUUGGCGCGAACGCGAAGAUGUCACUUGCAUUGGGCGUACACAUGAUGGGCGUCUUCAAUGCGCUCGAGCGCUCGAUGGACGAGUGGCGGAGCCUGAUCACACAGGCGAACCUGAGGAUCGUACGCGUACACACGCUGCGCGGGAUGGUGUCCGCCAUCGAGUGCGAGCCGGUGCGUCACAACAAGGAGACGCACGCCUCGAACGGUCACGCCAACGGGUCCUCGAACGGGGUCGCGCACGCCGGUGCCGGGUUCAACGGGCUCAGCGUCAAUCUCGCAAAGUCGAACGGGAAUGGCGUUGACUCAGGGAGCAUCGUGGUGGGCUGACGGUUGUAGAUGAUUGAUGGAUCGGGCCGACUUCGUUAUUUCGUGUAUGUAUUUUCGUGAUCGUAUCUUCUGUGUAUUAGAGGCAAUGUCAUGCUCCAGGACGUCGUUUCGUUCUACGUGACGUCUACACCAUU